This is a messenger RNA of Gracilinanus agilis (Agile Gracile Mouse Opossum), 525 nucleotides long. It is a transcript of the gene IFNL3, whose product is annotated as interferon lambda 3. The transcript has 5 exons. The coding region runs from base 1 to 525 and encodes 174 amino acids. Gene Ontology annotation, biological process: positive regulation of immune response; innate immune response; defense response to virus. The record is from RefSeq and is a predicted model, not a curated record. NCBI's taxonomy places the organism in Eukaryota, Metazoa, Chordata, Mammalia, Didelphimorphia, Didelphidae. Gene Ontology annotation, molecular function: cytokine activity.
AUGUCGAGGUCCCUUACCCCGACUCCCGCCAGCCUUCCUUUGGAGAGGAGCUGUCAGAUUGCCCAGUUCAAGUCUCUUUCGCCUCGGGAGAUGCAAGCCUUCAAAAUGGCUAAGGAUACCUACGAGAAGUCCAUGCUUCAGAAAGAGAGGAAAUGCAGCUCCAGAUUCUUCCACAGGGCUUGGGACUUUCGGCAACUACAGCCAGCAGAUCGUCCUGUAGUCUUAGAGGCUGAGCUGAAACUGACUCUGGAGGUCUUGAAAGGCAUCAAAAACCCUGAAAUGGAGGAUGUUCUGACUCAACCCUUACAAACCCUCAGCCACAUCUACCGGGAGAUCCAAAGCUGUGUUACUCCCCUGCCCUCUAGAGGACACAAGCUUCCGGGAGACCCAAACAAUUGGCUACACAGGCUCAUUGAGGCUGGGAAGAAGGAAUCUCAGAGCUGUCUAGAGACGUCAGUCAUGCUCACCCUCUUCCGACUCCUGACACAAGACCUCCGGUGCGUGGCAUAUGGCGACCUCUGUUAA